AUGGAGAAGAUGGACCUGACCAUCGCGGCGCUUCCGGAUGACAAGAAGCGGAUCAUGACAGCCCUCCGCAAUGAGGUCUACCUAAUUGGAGAGCAGCAGAUCACCUCGGCCAGACAUUCUACUGACUGUGCCUCCAAGAUCUUGUCGGGCUCGAUAGCUCUGAGACGCCACGCAGGGCUGCGCUCUUCAGACCUCACUCCACAGGCCAGAGCUAUUAAUUCCACCUUACCCUCGGACACCCUUCUCGACAAAGUGCGCUCCCUUUUAGAGAAAGGCGCUAUCGAGCCCAUGGAGCCUGCUCAGGCCCGAUACUGCUUCUUCUCAAGAUACUUUACCGUCCCAAAGAGGGACUUUGGGCUCAGGCCUAUCCUGGACUUACGCCAUUUGAAUUCUUUUAUUGUUUACAAACAUUUCAGGAUGGUAACUCUUGCUUCUAUUCUGCCAUUGUUACAGAAGGACUCCUGGUUCAUCACUUUAGAUUUGAAGGACGCUUAUUUUCAUAUCUCCAUAAGAGAAGGUCACCGUCGGUUCCUUGCCUUCACCAUCGGGACAGACAUCUUCCAGUACAAGGUUCUACCAUUUGCCCUUUCCACAGCACCGAGGGUCUUCACGAAGUGUAUGGCCCCCGUGGUGGCAUACCUUCGUCAACAGGGGAUAGUUGUCUUCCCCUACCUGGAUGACUGGCUAUUUACCACUCCAUCCCGAGAGGCACUUCUGCAGGAUGUUCAGUUUUCACUCUCUCUGCUAAAGGCCCUGGGCCUUCAGGUCAAUUUGGAAAAAUCACACCUCUCCCCGAUGAAGAGACUGGACUUCAUCGGGACGACUCUGGACUUCGAGGAGAUGAAAGCCUUCCUCCCGCGCUCAAGAUUCCAGGCCUUGACCUCUGCUCUAAAGGACUGUCUUUACCGGAGGAAGGUCCGGGCACAUGCAGUCCAAGUCGCUAUGGGCCACCUGGCUUCCACGACCGUCACUCCCUGGGCCAGGCUGCGCUUCAGACUGUUGCAGUCAUGGUUCCUGUCCGUCUUCGAUCCUGUGCGAGACUCCCCAAGGAAGGUACUUACCAUCCUGAGGAAGGUUCAGAGGUUCUUGCACUGGUGGCUCGAUCCCGACAACGUCUGCGUGGGCAUGCCCUUCGCGCCCCCACAGCCGGACAUCACCCUUACAACAAACGCCUCCUUACUAGGAUGGGGAGCCCAUGUCCUCGAAUUUGCCAUCAAGGACAAGUGGUCCCAGACAGAAGCUUCCCUCCACAUCAACACCUUAGAAAUGCUCGCGGUGGAGAAAGCUCUCAAGGCCUUCUGUUGCAUCCUUUCCAACAAGCCCCAAGAUACCGGGAGAAAGAUUAGCUUGCUUGAAGAAGACGAAAGAAGUGAAGUUAUAAACUCCAGUAAGAACACACAGAAAGAAAUAGGAAAGUCUCCAGAGAAGAUAGUUUGUUCCAGGAGCACUGGUGUUUUCCAGGAUGAAGAACUUCUUUUCAGCCAUAAGCUGCAGAAAGACAAUGACCCUGAUGUCGAUCUUUUCUCUAGCAACAAAACAGAGGUUUCAAAGCCCAGGGUAGCACUGUCAUCUGCAGGAGGUAUCUUUGGGACUGAUGAUGAUGAUGAUGUCAGCCUUUUCAGCUCUUCUAAAACAAAGCCUUUGAUGGAAGCAGAAAAUAAAACAUUAAUAAAGAAGGACAGUGUUAUUUCUUCUUUGGAGGAACAUAAUAAGGUUUCAGAGAAUUGUCAAAAUAUCAGACAAGAUGAAUCAUGUUUACAGGCUACUGAGACAAAUUUAGAUAUUAAACCAGCAAUGUUGCUGCCUUGUGGGACUUCAGUCAUGAAGCGAUCUGCAUCAUAUCGCAAGGCUCCAUGUUAUGAACCUCAUGACAUACAGUAUGCCAAAGUAGCCUCUGUUACAGGAAACAAUGAAGAAACAGGGGUCAGCUUUGACAAUCCUAUGCAAGCAGACACUUUACAAAAUGCCAACAAGGGCAGAAUCAAGAUGACUGGGAAACGGAGACCUCCUACCAGAAUUGCUAGGCGACUAGCUGCUCAAGAGUCCAUCAAGAAUGAAACGAUUUUUGCUGACUGUUCAUCCCUAGCUCUCUUAGAGGAAAACUGUGCACCAUCAGCUUUAACAUAUCCCUCCAACAGAAAACUGUUUAUUAAGAAUGAAAUAGACAAAUUGCUUCCACCAGCCAACAGCAGUGACCAUCAUGAAACAUCUAAUAACCCUAUUAUAAAAUCAACAGCCCACUCUGAUGUACAUGACCUCUAUGAAUCAAAUGAUCUUUUUGCUAACAUUGUUGGUUCUAAAGCCGCCUCAGGACCAAAAGCUACGGUGGAAACAGAAAGCCACAUGAGGCAGGUCCCUAAAGAUGGUGGGCAAUUGUCUGUUUCAUUGUCCCUGGAUGAUGCAAAUUGUGAAGACCUUUUCCAGCCUAGAAAGCCUUCAAAGGAAGUCAAGCCACCCUCUUUCUUGGAGGAUGAAGAGGACCUCUUCACCACUAUUAAAAAAACUGUGAAGAGAAAAGAACCAGCUCCCCAGCCAGAACAGGACCCUCAAGUCCAGGAUAUUUUUGAGGAUGAUAUAUUUGCUUCAGAAGCUGUCAAACUGCCUGUCAAAGCAAAAACCUUGAUGGAAGCAAAUCUGUUUGAUGAUGAUGUUGACAUCUUUGCUGAUCUUGCUGUAAAACCAAAAAAAAAGUGUGCCAAAAAGAAGAUGGAAGCUAAAUCAAUAUUUGAUGAGGACACAGAUGAUAUCUUCUCACCUAGCCAUAUCAAGACAUUGAUCCAAAAGACACCACUGCUUCAGAUACCUUCAGGAACUAAAAAUGAAUUUAGAACAUCAAGUACUUUUGAAGAUCCACUGAAUGCAUUUGAAGGCCAAUGAAGAUGUGCAUAUUGACUCACCUGUAACAGUCUUAUCUUGCCUAGUAAUAAUUUCCCUUGCUUUCCUGUCAAAACAGCCAGUAUGAUAGAAUUGUGAAUAUUCCUUGACUAUCUCCUUACUCAUGUAUCUAAAUAUUUUUCUGCAUGACACUUAAUGAAGCAAAACAUUGUAAGAAGAGGCUUGGCACCCUUUAGCACUCCUGUUCUUAUAGGUAGAUUGGUAGGUUCAUUCCCUUGCUGGUGUAAUCUAUUGUACAAAAUAUAGAUCUUAUUAAUCAGAACUAAAAAGAAAAAGGAGAAAUCAGUGAUACUAGCAAAUCACAUUUGUAAAAUUAGUGUCCUCUUACUUUAUUUUCUGCUCUAUGAUUCUUAAGUUCCAAAGGAGAAAGAAAGUUCAAGGGUUGGAGCUGAUUUUGUUGUUGGAUCUCGCAUGUUUGUUUCUGAUUGUGUAUCUUUUUGUUUAUUAAUAAACAGGAUCAGAAUAA
This is a messenger RNA of Sceloporus undulatus (fence lizard), 3361 nucleotides long. RefSeq names its product WASH complex subunit 2-like. Lineage: Eukaryota; Metazoa; Chordata; Lepidosauria; Squamata; Phrynosomatidae. The record is from RefSeq and is a predicted model, not a curated record. The transcript is spliced from 10 exons. Bases 1 to 2877 code for a protein of 958 amino acids.